AUGAGUGAAUGUUUGAAAUAUGAAAAACCAACCGAUAAGUGCAUGGUAUAUGCACAAAUUUCACACAAUAUUGAUUUUGUUACAUACUUAAUGAAUGAACACAAAAUAGAGAUUGAUUUAGAUUGUUGCGGAGAGUAUAAUAAUCUUGAAUCAUUUUUAGUACAUGUUGAUAAAUUUAAUGAUAUUAAGGAAUGCUUACGUUAUUCUGCAAUAUUUGAUAUUCCCUCUCUUUGCGAAUAUUUCUUUUCACUUGGUGCUAUUUAUAAUAUCAAUGUUCUAGCAAUGGCAGUAUCACAUAAUAGUAUAGAAGUUGUUAAAUUUCUACUUUCAAACUAUUUAAAUCUCUCUGAUAUAUGGCUUCGAGACUCUGCUUUACAUGAAGCAAUAUUUAAUAAUAGUAAUGAAAUAGUAGAAUUACUGCUUUCACGUUGUGCAAACAUCAAUGAAAAAGUUAAAGAAGGCUGA
Messenger RNA from Trichomonas vaginalis G3, 465 nucleotides. Its product is annotated as protein ubiquitination. The coding region runs from base 1 to 465 and encodes 154 amino acids. The record is from RefSeq and is a predicted model, not a curated record. The transcript has a single exon. Gene Ontology annotation, molecular function: protein binding. Lineage: Eukaryota; Parabasalia; Trichomonadida; Trichomonadidae.